This is a messenger RNA of Antechinus flavipes (yellow-footed antechinus), 621 nucleotides long. RefSeq names its product late endosomal/lysosomal adaptor, MAPK and MTOR activator 5 (gene LAMTOR5). The transcript is spliced from 4 exons. NCBI's taxonomy places the organism in Eukaryota, Metazoa, Chordata, Mammalia, Dasyuromorphia, Dasyuridae. Gene Ontology annotation, cellular component: cytoplasm; Ragulator complex; lysosome. Gene Ontology annotation, biological process: cellular response to amino acid stimulus; positive regulation of TORC1 signaling. The record is from RefSeq and is a predicted model, not a curated record. Bases 95 to 370 code for a protein of 91 amino acids. Gene Ontology annotation, molecular function: guanyl-nucleotide exchange factor activity.
UAAGUCACGUGAUAUCACCACGGGCAGGAGGGGCCGGUCAUAUGACGCGACGCCCCGGUAGCGGCCUGGACUGACUCUACAGCCCCGACCCGAGAUGGAGGCGACCCUGGAACAGCACCUUGAGGACACGAUGAAGAACCCGUCCAUCGUCGGCGUCCUGUGCACGGACUCGCAGGGACUGAACCUGGGCUGCCGUGGAACCCUGUCAGAUGAACAUGCAGGGGUGAUCUCUGUCUUAGCCCAACAAGCAGCUAAACUAACCUCUGACCCAACAGACAUUCCUGUAGUCUGUCUAGAGUCAGACAAUGGGAAUAUAAUGAUCCAGAAACAUGAUGGCAUCACCGUGGCAGUGCACAAAAUGGCAUCUUGACCUCUGACUCCAAAACAGUUGUAGAACUCAAACCAAUCUUUCCAUCUCUUUUAUCUUGCUCCACUUUUAAGUGCCAGUAUUUAGGCCAACCAUUAAAUGUAACACUUGUUUCUCUUCUGCUUAUUAUUUUAAGUUAUCUUUGGUAAGCACUUAGUGAGAAAGGGUGGUAAUGUUUAAGGCAUCUGUCAAAAUCAAAUUGUUCUGUAUCACUAAACUUUGGUAUGGUCAAUAAAUAUAGCUGGAGAAAAUCA